CAGAUUGGUUGCUGCAGUGCAUCGUUGUUGCAGUGCACACACGAUGGGUUUGAUACAGCUGCUGCUGCUGCUGCAGAGUGUUUACCCAUCAUCCAGUCAUGACAUUUCUUCACAUCUAACACACAAGGCUGCAGAAAACUGCGUCCCUGUCUGUCUCUGGCGUGAAGGUGAAGUGGUUGGAGACAGGCCUGGCACCUUGCUGCCAUGGAGACCAAGCAGGAGCCCUCUACUGUUUGGAGUCAGGCUGCCAACAGUGAUUCAGGCAACGGCACACAGGUGCACUUUGAAGGCGGCACAGUGGCCCAGAUAGUGUACAGUGGAGAUCAGGCAGACCGGGGACAGCAGCAGGUGGUUUACACAGCAGAUGGGAACUCCUACACCUCCGUCGAGUCUGCAGAGCACACGCUUGUCUACAUACACCCUGCAGAUGGAGGCCAGGCCGUAUUCGCUGAUCAGCCACAGGUGGCUUACAUUCAGCAGGAUGGAACGACCCAACAGGUCACAGUUUUGUUGCCCAGUGGUCAGAGUGCUGCCAACCUGCACGUUCUCAGUAACGUAGCCGAGGCUCCUCAGGCCAUCCUGGAGCCAGUCUCCCAGGAGCAGCUGUCUGCGUCCAAUUCGCUCCCCUCCAUGGCUGACAUUGGAGACCCCCCCACCAGUCCGCUCGGGGCCACAGACUCCACAGAAGACUCUGAUGAAGAUGAGGAUGAGGACUCGGAGAUGGAUGAAUGGGAAUCCCGGGAGCCUCAAGCAUUCAACCCUCACAGCCUCUGGUGUGAGGAGUGUAAUAACACCAACCCCUCUGUGUGUCUGAAGCACGGCGCUCUGCACCCCAUCCCCAACCGCCCCGUGAUGUCUAAGGCCCGGGCCAGUCUGCCUCUGGUCCUCUACAUCGACCGCUUCCUCGGCGGGGUGUUCUCCAAGAGGCGCAUCCCGAAGCGCACGCAGUUCGGUCCUGUGGAGGGACCCCUGGUUCCUCAGAGUGAACUUCAGGAACACUACAUCCACCUAAAGCUGUGCAUGCUGGACGCAGAGAAAGACAGAGAGAAGUCUGAAGACAUGUGGUUGGACCUCUCGGACGAGGACAGCUGUAACUGGAUGAUGUUUGUGAGACCGGCUCAGAAUCACCUGGAGCAGAACCUGGUGGCCUAUCAGUACGGCUCGGAGAUCUUCUACACCACCAUCAAGAACAUCCAGCCCAAACAGGAGCUCAAGGUGUGGUAUGCAGCAUCGUAUGCAGAGUUUGUCAAUCAGAAGAUCCACGAUGUCACAGAAGAAGAGAAAAAAGUGCUCCGGGAGCAAGAGAAGAACUGGCCUUGUUACGAGUGUAACCGGCGCUUUGUGAGCUCUGAACAACUGCAGCAACAUCUCAACAUGCACGACGACAAGUUAAACUCUGUUUCCAGAUCCAGAGGUCGGGGGCGAGGAAGAGGCAGGAGGAGAUUUGGGACAGGAAGAAGACCCGGACGCCCGCCCAAAUUUAUACGUCUGGAGCCACUGGUCGACGCAGACGAGGACAAGACGACAGAGAUUCUGGAACUGACGGAGAAGCCGCUGGAGGAGCCGCUGGAGGGCGCUCAGAACGGGCUGAAGGUGGUGGAGAUGGAGCCGGAGCCGGAGGCUGGGACCGAGGAGGAGGACCAGCUGACGCCUCCCGCAGCAGACCCGAGCCCGGAGUCCAUAACUCCUCCCUCCAACAUGGAGCUUCCCGUUCCGCUGAAGGAGGACCCGUCACAGAGCAGCCAGUCAGACUCCCACCUCACCUCUCAGGACCUGCGGCGUGCGAAGAGGAUAAGAAACGCAGCGCUGCAGCACCUCUUCAUCAGGAAGAGUUUCCGGCCCUUUAAAUGCACCCACUGCGGAAAGGCCUUCAGGGAAAAGGACAAGCUGGAGCAGCACCUGCGGGUCCACAGCCGGGACGUCUACGCCUUCUCGUGUCACAUCUGCAGCAAGAGCUUCAUGAGCGAUGGCGCCCUGGAGGACCAUCUGCUGGUGCACACAGAGAACCGCUCUUACUCCUGUCUCUUGUGUCCCGAAGCCUUUGAGAGGCUGGACCUGCUCAAAGACCACGUGGGGAUUCACGCUGUGGACGGCUGCUUCACCUGUCCCUCCUGCAAGAAGACGUUCACCGACUUCAUCCAGGUUAAGAAGCAUAUCCGCUGCUUCCAUUCAGAGAAGAUCUUUCAGUGUCCAGAUUGUGAAAAGGCCUUCUGCAGGCCGGACAAACUGCGCUUGCACAUGUUGCGCCACUCGGACCGCAAAGACUUCCUGUGCUCGACGUGCGGCAAACAAUUCAAGAGGAAAGAUAAACUGCGGGAGCACAUGCAGCGCAUGCACAAUCCCGACAGAGAGGCUAAGAAGGCCGACCGAAUCCACCGCUCCAAGACCCUCAAACUGAAAGUCCCCACCACCGACUUUGAGAGCUUCAUGUUCAAAUGCAGAGUGUGCAUGAUGGGAUUCAGGCGCAGAGGAAUGCUGGUCAAUCAUUUGUCCAAACGUCACCCCGAGAUGCGCAUUGACGACGUGCCUGAGCUAACGCUGCCAAUUAUCAAGCCCAACAGGGACUACUUCUGCCAGUACUGUGACAAGGUGUAUAAGAGCGCCAGUAAGAGGAAAGCCCACAUACUCAAGAACCACCCCGGUGCAGAACUGCCCCCCAGCAUCCGGAAGUUGCGUCCGGCUGCCCCGGGUGAGCCGGACCCCAUGUUGAGCACACACACCCAGCUGACUGGCACCAUCGCCACGGCGCCCGUCUGCUGUCCACACUGUGCCAAACAGUACAGCAGCAAGACUAAGAUGGUUCAGCACAUCAGGAAGAAGCAUCCAGAGUUUGCCACACUAGCCAACAACAUCCCGACUCCUCUGACAGCAGCUGUAAUCAGCAGUGCUCCUGCAGUUAUCAGUGCAGAUGGUACCACAGCUGAGGCUGUCGUGACGACAGAUUUGCUGACCCAGGCCAUGACAGAGCUUUCUCAAACACUAACCACAGACUAUCGCACAGCGCAGGGAGACUACCAGCGGAUCCAGUACAUCCCCGUGUCUCAGGCGGGAGGCGGUCUGUCCCAGCCGCAACACAUUCAGCUGCAGGUGGUGCAGGUGGCUCCGGCUUCGUCCCCACAUUCCCAGCACCCAACAGUCGAUGUGAGCCAGCUGCAUGACCCUCAUGGCUACAGUCAGCACUCUAUCCAGGUACAGCACAUCCAGGUUACAGAGCCCUCGUCUUCAGGACAAGGUGCCACACAGGUUUCCGCUCAGCCUCUAAGCCCCUCCUCCCAGCAGACUGGUCAGGAUAUGAGCCCUACCCAGCUGACCCCUGUGACCUUAGCUCAGAGCCACAGUCUGCAGAGCAGCAGCAGCCAGCAGCAGCAAGGGACUGUGCAGCACGCUUACAUACCCGGGAACUGGAACUACAGAAGCUAUCCAUCUGAGAUCCAGAUGAUGACUCUACCUCAUGCACAGUAUGUAAUAGCUGAGUCCAGCACACCUGGAUCUGGAGUCAACAGCAACCAGGUGAAAACGACACACUACGUUAUCUCCGAGGGUCAGACCGAGCUGGAAACCAAACAGACUGUUUCCCAGAACACAGCGCAGACGCACAGCGAGCAUCUGGAGCAGCAGUCGUCCAAUCAGCCAGCAACAACACAAUACAUCAUCACCACCACCACAAAUGGCAGCGGCACUAGUGAAGUUCACAUCACCAAACCCUGAAGUGUACAGUGAGGAACUUUACCACCUGAGAACUCAACCUGCAUGUAGACCUCAGCAGCUUCUACGCACAUCAAUGAACAAAUGCAUUCAUUCGCACAUGGAUACAGACUCGUGUACAUACUGAGCUUAAACGGAGGGAUGAAGUGAUGAACCAGCACAGUUUUAUGUGUCUGUAAAGUGUUAAAGAUGUAGAAUGAAAUGAGAAAAUAAAAAGUUUUCAUUUUGAAGGGAACUGAAAACAAGGACAUCCUAUGAAUAUGUAAAAUGAAAAACAUGCAUGUUUGGAAAGUCUGGAGAAUGUAAGUGAUCAUCUGAAGGUCAAAUUAGAGGGGAAACAGUCCUGCUGCUCAGUACAUGUGGAGACUUGAAAACUCAUUUUAAAUAUUUAUACAGGCACAGACAUUUCCUAAAGUAUGCGUAUUUGUAAAUAAAGAAAUAAAGACAAAAAUGUAAAAAUACUGUAAAAACACUGUAAAAACAACUUAGCAGCUGGCCUUCCAAAUGAAGUCAUUUUGUUUUUAGCACACCAUCUGUUGUCCUGUCAUUACCAUGUUUAAACCAGAUACUCUUCCCCCGUU
Labrus mixtus (cuckoo wrasse) is the source of this 4286-nucleotide messenger RNA. It is a transcript of the gene prdm10, whose product is annotated as PR domain containing 10. Bases 205 to 3708 code for a protein of 1167 amino acids. Gene Ontology annotation, cellular component: nucleus. Gene Ontology annotation, molecular function: protein binding. NCBI's taxonomy places the organism in Eukaryota, Metazoa, Chordata, Actinopteri, Labriformes, Labridae. The record is from RefSeq and is a predicted model, not a curated record. The transcript is spliced from 23 exons.